Molecule: messenger RNA, 1043 nt
Organism: Nerophis lumbriciformis (worm pipefish)
Lineage: Eukaryota; Metazoa; Chordata; Actinopteri; Syngnathiformes; Syngnathidae
Gene: prrg2
Product: proline rich Gla (G-carboxyglutamic acid) 2
Cellular component (GO): plasma membrane; extracellular region
Molecular function (GO): calcium ion binding
Source: RefSeq, a predicted model, not a curated record
UCCCUUAAUAUCUAAUUAUAAAUAUACUUGUUUAGGGGCCACAAAAGGCCUUGUGUGUAUGUAAAUCAGUGACAGUCCAACAGACAGGUUUGAAUAGGUACCUCCCUCCGGCUGGUAUGUCGUCCAACAGGUUUUGGACAGCGUAUCGUAGAGAAAGCAACGCUUUUGUGUCUUGAAGUUUUAAUCUAGAACGUCAUGUAUGUGUAAAAAGCAAAGGAUUACGACACCGGAGAACACCUGUGAGCAGGUUCCGUGCAGUUUUUGCCGCAAUGGCUGUCUCCCUGAGGUGGAUUUGUGUGCUGAACUUUCUGCAGUGGGCCCACUGCUCUGUCACCUUCAGGCACACUUCAGGGGCUUCGCUGUUCCUGGAGGAAGAGUCGGCCAACGCUUUCCUGUCCCGCUCAUUGCUGUACAACAGCUGGGACUUUGAGUUGGUGGUGCCUGACAACCUGGAAAGGGAAUGUCGAGAGGAGAUUUGCACGUUCGAAGAAGCCAGAGAAAUCUUUGAGGACAACGCUCAAACGCAAGCAUUUUGGGAAGACUACAUCCAAGCCCACGAAUUUGCGCCCAGAGUGGACACGUCAGGUCUGAUCGCAGGGAUCCUUGCACUAGUUGUGUGCGCUGUCAUCGCCACUGUGCUGGGCAUCUACUGCUACAUGUCCAAGAAGCGAGGUGGAAGGAGACCCGUGCAAAUGCCACAAGAUGGACAUCAAGGCCCGGAAAUGGUGCCCCUGGCAACCAUCCCAGGUUUGCCCAGCUACAACGAGGCCCUACACCGCAGUGGGAUGCACGAUGCCCCGCCGCCGCCUUAUUCAGGGGGGGCGCCAUCGGAACCUGCAGACCCAGGAGACAACCAGUGAGAAGCUUCCAGCCAGCUGCUUCAAUGUGCUUGAAGCUUCUCAGUGAACUUUGAACUUUGCAUUGUGUGUUUUUUGUAUUUAUGGGCGGAGUUAAGAGGUAACUCAGAAUGGAUGAGGUACAUAUUGACCGUGUGCAGGUGAGGGUGUGGUUUUGUAAUUGCACUGUCCGUAAUGUUAGAUAAA